Chara braunii is the source of this 7397-nucleotide messenger RNA. Lineage: Eukaryota; Viridiplantae; Streptophyta; Charophyceae; Charales; Characeae. The record is from the annotation of a GenBank genome assembly.
UUAGAGGAUCAGGUCUUCGUAGUGUAUGUCAGACCUGUUACUAAGCCUAUCACAGAGGAUAGUUCCAUGGAUCCAACCAUUGCCAAGCUGCUGGAAGAGUUUAAAGAUCUGACAGAGCCGCCAACACGAGUAGUGCCGCGGCCGAUCCAGCACAUAAUAGAGAUAGAGCCUGGCAGUAGAACUCCUAAGGGAGCAGUCUACAGGAUGUCCCCUGGAGAGUUAGAGGAGUUGCGCAAGCAGUUGGAUGAGCUCCUUGAGAAAGGUUGGAUUAGGCUCAGUUCGUCUCCUUUUGGAGCACCAGUUUUGUUUGUCCCCAAGAAGGAAGGAGAGUUGCGUAUGUGUUGCAGAUAUUUCUCGAAGAUCGAUCUAAAGUCUGGAUAUCGUCAGAUAGAGGUCCAUCCUGACGACCAGUACAAGACUGCUUUUCGGACUAGAUAUGGGCAUUAUGAGUUCAUAGUGAUGCCCUUUGGACUGACCAACGCGCCUGCUACAUUCCAGCGUAUGAAUGAUCUGUUUAGGUCGUGGUUAGAUAGAUUUGUUGUAGUGUAUUUAGACGACAUUUUAGUGUUCAGUAGGACCCUCCAAGAGCAUCAGGGUCAUUUGAGGCAGGUCUUGGAGAAGCUGAGAGAAGCUAACUUCAAGAUCAACGCAAAUAAGUGUGAGUGGGCCAAGACACAAGUCUUGUACUUGGGCGACGUGUUAGACGGAGAUGGCAUUAAGCCUGAGGACAGUAAGAUAGCGGCGAUUAGAGAUUGGCCAACGCCCCGCACUUUGACCGAGUUGCGGUCGUUCCUACGUCUAGCUAAUUACUAUAGGAAGUUCGUAAGGAACUUCUCGACUAUCGCCGCUCCCCUUCGCAGGUUGCUCAAGAAAGAGGCAAUCUGGCAGUGGGAUAAGGACUGCAUGUCUGCGCUAAAGAAGUUGAAGCGCGCAUUAAUAGAGUACCCUGUCCUCAAGGUGGCAGAUCCGUCUUUGCUAUUUGUCGUCACCACGGACGUGAGUCAGUAUGGUAUAGGCGUCGUGUUACAGCAGGACGACGGCAAUGGCUACAGACCCGUAGAGUUCAUGUCAGCGAGGAUGCCCUCAGAGAAGGUUGCUACCUCGACGUAUGAGAGGGAGCUCUACGGUCUCAGGCAGGCCUUAGAGCACUGGAAGCACUACUUGCUUGGGAGGCACUUCAAGGCCGAUGAAAUGCUACUAGCGUUUCUCAAACGUCUCCAGCUCUACUCAGAGACCACGGCAGCUGAACUAAGCAAGUGGGAAGAGGAGGAAGCCGCCUGCCAGCAGGAAAUUCAACGCCAGCUGGCAGAGGCAGAGGCAGCAUGCCAGCAGGCCGCAGCAGAAGCUGCAGCAGCCGCACGGUUGCAACAGCAGCAGGUCGAGGCAAGUCAAAACCAAGGUCGUUACCAAGCUACAAUGGAGCUCGCCAACGAAGAAGCCACGUACCGGAGGUUACUCCGACAGCAGCAUUUUCGAGCAAACGAAGAACAAGAGGAGCCGACCGAGGAUGAGAGAAACAAGGAGGCCACAACAAUUUUGAUGGAGAAUCUGUUGUACACGUGCAAUUGGCAGCAACGUGAACUGCUGGCCAUGCGGCAGGUCUUCACCCGCCAUGAAACAACGUUUAAAGCACUGGACAAGAAGAUCGCUACCCUGCAGGCCGAGAUCAGCACACUACAGGUCGCCAACAGCCAGCAGCAGACAAUCAACGACCAGUUGCAAACCGAUGUCAGCAUGGGGUUGGCACGACGGUCGGCAGCUGCGUCGACGGGCAGCGCUGUGGCAGACUGCAGCCCAGCCUUGGUCGUGCAGGCCAAGCAACUCGAGGAGCGGAUCAACCACGUAGUCGCAUCCCUCGGCGACAUCAGCAAGUUUGUUGGAGCAUCGACAGUCAGCAAUCAGCUGCAGACGCUCAGCGACCACGUUCAACAACGACCGGUCGUCGUCGCCAAGGAAUGGAAGGUGCCAAACUUCAAGAUCGAGAAGUUCGACGACUACCACAAGACUGAUCCGCUGCAAUGGUGGAUGGCAUUCAACGUAGAGGCGGACGUACACCACACCGCACCACUAUGGCGGCUUGAUGCACUCUACCUCCAACUCAUUGGAGGUGCGCAGGCCUUCAUGACGCACAAGGCGGUCACAUUGGAAUGCACCAUCGCCACCCUCCACACCAAGAUUACGUGGGAGGAAUUUGAGAAGAAAUCGAAGACCCGGUUCAUGGUCAACAACGACAAGCAUCACGCCUUGAACAAGAUCUUCCGCAUGUUUCAAGGCCAGCAACCUUCACGGGAGUGGCUGACGGAAUGGCAAAGGCUCGUCGCCACCCCGGAGUUGAACUUACCGUUCGACGCAAUUCGGGCCGAAUUCUUUGCUCGGUCAUGCGACGCCUUGGCAGCUGCUCUCAGCAGCGAAUUCCAGUAUGAGACCUUUGAUGACAUGAUCUCAAAGGCAAGGGAGCUCAUACAAGUACCACCUCCGUCGACGGAUGGCGGAGUAGCCGUUGUUGACCUUCGUAACUAUCUUGCGAAGAUUGACCGCGAGCACGCAACGCAACGGUACGUCGACAUCGACGCGCCGCUCCUCUACAUCCCCAUUCAGAUCGGAAAGGCGACCUGCAGUGCCUUGAUCGAUUGUGGAGCUUCUCGCAACUACAUCAGCCAAGACUUCAUGGCACGCGCCGGGUUUGGUCUGCGCGUUCGAAGGAAAAGUCAGCCUACGCACGUCACGUUGGUCGAUGGUCACACGCAAAAGUCAAUCGACCGAUGCGUUGACUCGGUGCCCGUGUACUUUGCCCCGCUAGCAUGCGAGGCCGUGUCAUUCGACAUAUUGGACACUAAGUUCGAUAUGAUUUUAGGCAUGUCGUGGCUGCAAAGCGAAGACCAUCCGGUGAACUUUUGUCGACGCACCAUUCACGUUUGUGAUCGGCGUGGCGAAUUAGUCCCGUGUGCGUUGCCGCUUCCUCAUCCUUCGAUUGGUUGUCACGUGGUCUCCGCGGCGAGCAUUCGCCAAUCCAUCCAGUGGAACGACAUCGAGGAGAUGGGCAUAUGUUUUCUUCACGCCCUCCCACCCGGUGAUCAGCCCAAGACGGAUACGUCGGACCCACGCAUCAUUGAGCGGUUGGACAGCUAUGAGGAUGUCUUCCAAGCUCCCGCCGGAGUAGUACCGGAUCGGCCCAUACGCCACGGGAUCACUCUCAAGGACGGCGUCGUACCUCCGCGCGGAUGUAUCUACCGCAUGAGCGAAGAGGAGCUUCAAGUGCUUCGGGCACAACUAGACAACCUCUUGGACAAGGGUUGGAUUCGCCCUAGUUGUUCACCAUACGAUGCUCCCGUCUUCUUCGUUCGGAGGAAGAACAAGGACCCUCGUUUGUGCAUCGACUGUCGGAAACUUAACGCGCAAAUGAUCAAGAACGCCGACCCUCUCCCUCAGAUCGAUGACCUUAUCGAGCGACUAGGCGGCGCCAAGUACUUCUCGAAGCUCGACCUCAAGUCCGGAUAUCACCAGAUCGAGAUCCAGCCAAGAGAUCGGUAUAAGACAACAUUCAAGACGUGGUAUGGGCACUUUGAGUGGAUCGUCAUGCCUUUCGGUCUCACCAAUGCCCCGGCUACUUUCCAAUCAGCUAUCACGACCUGCUCGAUCGCACCGUACUCAUUUACCUUGUUGGUUUAUAGUCGGACGCUGGACGAGCACCUCGAGCACCUUCGCGCCGUUUUGGAGCGGCUUCGUAUCGCUAAGUACAAGGCGAACUGUGACAAGUGUGAGUUUGCCCAACAAGAGUUGGAGUACUUAGGCCAUUACGUUACGCUACAAGGCAUUCGUCUGCUCGCGGACAAAGUACAAGCCAUUCAAGAUUGGUCGGACCUCAAGUGUACUACCGACGUCCGCUCCUUUCUCGGCUUAGCAUCAUAUUACAUGCGCUUCGUCAAAGGUUUUCAAUGGAUCGCUGCACCAUUGUCGCGACUUCAGUCCCCCUUGGUGCUCUUCGAGUUCGACGACGAAGCCCGGCAUGCGUUCCACACGCUGAAGACGACUUUGCUUCAAGCUCCCGUCUUCAGCAUCUAUGACCCGACCUUGCCUACCAAAGUGACUACGAAUGCUUCCGGUUAUGGCAUCGGCGCGGUCUUGGAACAUCAUGACGACACAGACUGGCAUCCGGUUGAGUACUUCAGCCAAAAGGUGCCGCCCAUCAAUUCACUUGAUGAUGCGAGGAAAAAGGAACUGCUAGCUUUUGUCAGCGUACUUAUGCGUUGGCGUCACUUUCUCCUCGGGCGUCGGCGAUUCACGCGGGCAACGAAAAACAAUUUGUUGACAUAUUACAAGACGCAAGACACGAUGAGCAGCACGAUCGGUCGCUGGAUGUACUUCAUCGACCAGUUCGACUUCACUUGCAAGCACAUUCCGGGCUCCUCGAACAAGGCAGCGGAUGCUCUCUCGCGAAGACCCGAUCUUUGCGCCUUGGUGCACUCCACAUUCGGCCUCGGCGAGAACCUGCAACAGCAUUUCGUAAACGGCUACAAGUCGGAUCCGGGAUUCUCCACACUCUACGUGGACUUAUCAUUGGAUCAACCGUCGACAAGCAAUUAUCGCAUCGUCGACGACUACUUGCUUCUCCAUACACGAGGCAAGGACUUGUUGUGUGUUCCCCAAGACCGCAUCUUGCGCACUCGCCUCCUUGGCGAAUACCACGAUUUGCAGUUGGUGGGACACCUUGGCGUCACACACACACUUGCACGACUCCGCCAACGUUUUCAUUGGCCGGACAUCAUCACCAACGUCAACCGGUACAUUCAAUCAUGUGCAGUUUGCCACCGGAACCAAGGGCGCCAUCAGCUCCCGUACGGCGAACAGAAACCAUUGUCGAUUCCUCGGGAACCAGGUCUUUCCAUUACCAUGGAUAUGACCGGUCCUUUCCCUCACGAUCACCUUGGCCAUGAUGGUAUGCUCACGGUCGUUAACCGUUUGAGCAAGUACGCUCGAUUUCUUUCAUGCAAGUAUCCUGUGACGGCUCCAGAGCUCGCACGACUUUUGCAUACUGGCUGGUUUUGCAGCCACAGCGUUCCGGAAGACAUCGUCAGCGACCACGACGCUCGUUUCAUGUCAGCCUUUUGGACGGCACUCAUGGUGGAAUCCGGCACCAGCAUGAAUUCGAGUUCCGCACGACAUCCUCAAAAGGAUGGGCAAACAGAACGUUCGCACCAGACUGCGCAGAUGAUGCUUCGCACACUCAUCCGCCCGGAUCAGAAGGACUCGGUUGACCGCCUUCCCGACACUGAGUUCGCCUACAACACUUCGGUGCACCCGACGAUUGGCGUGACUCCAUUCGAGUUGCAUCACGGUGGACGGAAAGGACGUAUCUUCGCAGACGUUUUGCUUCCACGAGCUGCCGUUAUCGACGUCGUUUGCUCCCCCGCUUCUACACGGAAGUACAGGGAACUGCUGGCCAAAGCCCGCGCAAACAUGCAAAAGGCUCAGUUAGCUGAGUUGGCACUGCAUUGCGUUGUGGGUGGUACCAAGGCUACGACCGGUCAUCAAAUGCACACUCAGCUCAAUUGACUUGACUUUAUGCAGAACUCUUUGGACCAGAUCUUGGACCUUUUGCAAAGGCCAGGAUUCAGGCCAGCAGCAGAGUCGCCGUUGCCGUUAACGGCGAUGUCAGGCCCCUUUCCGGUACAAGCUGGCACACAGCCAAGUGGUACGUCUGCCGCAGCCACACAGACUGUUGCUUCUUCUUCUUCUGGGUCAGCGGGGAUAGCUACACCACCGCAACAGCCUGUUCCUCAACAGGGACAACAGCAAGGUCAAUGGUACCCAAAGACCCCUAUGAAACCGCCCCUUGCCUUCUCCGGAGAGAAGAAGGAUGAGGAACUUAACACAUGGUUGAGAACGGUUCCCGUGUGGGUAAGGGCAAAGAGGACUUUGCAGGAGGAGGAGGUGAUCACUGCUGCAUCUUACCUUGAGGGUAAGGCAACCAAAUGGCUAGAUGGAUUAGUAGCAAAGGCCGGGUACGGACGACGCAUGGCGGACUGGGCUAAGACCCUAACGUUAGAAGAGUUCUUAGACAUGGUAGAAGCUCGCUGGCACAAUCCACAGCAGGCACAAAUUGCCACUGAUGCAAUGCUCAGACUAGACCAACGAAAGUUCAAGUCGGUCAGAGAGCUAACGACUACCGUAGAGAGCCUCAUCGUCGUUCCUGGCAUACGCUACGAUGACCAGGUCUUAUUGACCAUGUUUGUGAGAUGUCUCCCAGAGAAUCUCAUAAAUUUGCUGGCCAGUGAGGCUCGCCUCGAGUAUCACUCGUUUGAGACCUUAUCUAGAAAAGCCUUAGACCUAGAGGCUACUCUAGGAAGUGCUCAACCCACUCCAGUAGAAGGGAGGAAGAAGAAGGGUCCACAGGAAUGGAAGAAGAAGGGGAGCAAAUUGGUGAUGGUUGAGUCCGAUGGAACUCAAACUGAGAUCGAAGAGCUCACAGACCUAUUGGACUGUACAGAGUACGACGCCGAGGAGACCGCUGAGGGUAGCACCCUUGCCGCAGUUGUAAAGACUAAGGGAGGUGGCCGAGGGAAGGGCCAUCAAAAGAGUCGAGGGCAGGCUGCCUCCAACCAGACCAAAGUUGUUGAUUGGGCCAAGGCAGGUCUUGAUCAAGAAGUGUGGCGGGACAGCCGAGUGCGUGGUGCUUGCAUUAACUGUGUAAGAGUGGCAAGAAUUGCCAUGCCAGAGACCGCAAGGACUGGCCAAGUCAUCAAGUUGUUUAUGGACAACUGGGUGCGCGAUUUUGGACUACCAAAGUCAAUUGUUAGUGACAAAGAUGUCCGCUUCACAAGUGAGUUGUGGAAGAAGACUACUGAACAGAUGGGCAGUCAACUUCAGAUGACUUCAGGGAAUCAUCCCGAAGCCAAUGGACAGGCCGAGCAAAUGAACAGAGUUGUUCAACACCUGCUGAGGCAUUACAUCAAGCCCAGUCAGGAUGAUUGGGAUGAGAAGUUGCCUCUCAUCGCCAACAUGUACAACAACGCUGUACACAGCAGUAUCGGCGUUAGUCCUAAUCAGCUGCACUUGGGAUGGAAGCCUAGAUCAGCUCUGGACUUCCUCCUACCUGAAAACCGACCCUCUGCAACUCCAGGCACACUUGAGUAUGGUGUGCAAUAUGAGAAGUUGCUGCAGCAAGCUGCCGAGCACAUCAAGAAAGCUCAGCAAGCAAUGAUUGCUUCUGAGAACAAACAUCGCGGGCAGUCCUCAUUUCAGGGAGGGGAGCGUGUCCGGGUCAAGGCUAGUGAGCUAGGACAGGAAUUCGAAAUCUCUCGUAAACUAAUGCCUCAUUAGUUGGGUCCCUGGGAAGUCCUGGACAUAGUUGGGGAUGAGUUGGAUGGUCCUACUUAUGUUAUCCGCAUCCCUGGUCA